Messenger RNA from Yarrowia lipolytica CLIB122, 1038 nucleotides. The record is from RefSeq and is a predicted model, not a curated record. Lineage: Eukaryota; Fungi; Ascomycota; Dipodascomycetes; Dipodascales.
AUGGUGAGUAUCUGCGCGACAUUUGCUCUGCAAUCAACAACAAGGCUAACCCAGGCUGAACUGGAACGGCUACCCCCUCACAUCCAGCGGCUCUUCCCCGAGUGUCCCGAGCCACGGUACCUGGAGCCGAUCGACUAUGCUCCUGAGGACCGAAGAACGCAGAAAAUCUCAGGCGUUUCGGCGUAUAUGGAGCUGUUGAAGCAGCCCGAUUCGGAAUACGUGCCGACCGAGUCGUGGCUGGUCAAACAGCAGCGAGAGAAGCGGCUAAAAAGUGAGCGCCAAAAGGUGACCCAGCAGGAACGAAAAGAGGCAUGGGAUCCCAAGAAGGACGACAAGAUUGUGGGCGAUCCGUUCAAGACGCUAUUUGUGGCGCGUCUGGCGUUCGACGUGACUGAAAACGACCUGGAGGAACAUUACAUCAAGUUUGGGCCUGUCAAACACGUACGUAUUGUACGGGAUCUAAAGAGCGGCAAGAGCAACGGAUAUGGGUUUGUCGAAUUCCAGGAGGAAGACGAUUUUCGAAAAGCAUUUCAGAUGACCAACGGAUCGAUCAUCAAGGGCAGAAAAGUGGUGGUUGACGUCGAGAGAGGCCGUACGGUCAGUGGAUGGCUUCCUCGACGACUAGGAGGAGGAAAAGGCGGAAGACACUACACAAAGGAGUCUGAACGCAAACCGCUCGGUCCACCAAUGCCACCGGGAGGAGCUGGAGGACGGGAUCUGUUUCCAGGACACAGAGACCGAGGUGGGCCCAGAUCAAGAGACCCUAGAGGAUCCAGACCUCCGGAAGACUACAGAGACUCGUUCAGAGGACGGGGCGGAGGUCGAGGAGGACGAGAUUUCAGAGACAGGGAUCCCCGAGAUCGAGAUCCACGUGAUCGAGACCGAGAACGAGACCCUCGUGACCGGGAUCGAGAACGACGACCUCAAUACAGAGACAGAAGUCCUCCUCGAAGAGAAAGAGAUAGAGGGGACUUCAGAAGAGGGCCAGCUGACAGAGGAGGAGACAGAGGAGGACGAGAGCCUACAAAGUAUUAUUAG